UAAUAAUUUGGAGAAAAAGCAUGAAUGGCGUUUACAUUUUGAAGAGGAAAUUUCAAUUGAUGCGUUACAGCACAUGACUUUAGUUCAUCGCCUAGAAAAUAUGAGUUCAUUGUCAUCACUAGACGAAAUAUAUGAUGACUUUGAUCUUUCCGGAAGUGAUGAUGAAAAUAAUAAUUCUUCUAAGUUGUAUAUGCAGAAGUUUCAGAACAAAGUGGACUUCUCAAUGAAAAAUGAAAGACAAAUGAAGGAUAAAAGCGACAGAGCAACAACAGAUCAUGCUCUUGAUAGACGAUCCUGUUCCAUAUUGUUCAAGAUGAUGAAUCAGGGCAUAUUCACGGAAGUAAAUGGCUGCAUUAGCACAGGCAAAGAAGCUAAUAUAUAUCAUGUGAAGAAUGGAGAUGAUACUGAUCUUGCUAUCAAAGUCUAUAUGACAUCGAUAAUGCCGUUUAAAUCUCGUGAUAAAUACGUGAAAGGUGAUUUUAGAAUGCGACAUGGAUAUUCUAAAGCAACAUCAUGGAAACUUGUUUGUAAAUGGAGUGAAAAAGAGUAUCGUAAUCUGCUAAGAAUAAAUCAGUCUGGUUUGAUAAAUGCACCGAAACCGUUACGUUUAAAAGGUGUUGUAUUGUUAAUGACAUUUAUUGGAAAAGAUGGUGUUCCUGCUCCAAAGUUAAAAGAUGUUUGUCUAGAAGAAGAAGAAGAAGAAAACAUGGGAGAAGGAAAAGGUGACAAACAGACUCCAAAUUGGUCGAAUUUAUACUCUCAAGUUAUAAAUGAUAUCAGAACACUGUUUCAAAAGUGUCGUCUAGUUCACGCAGAUCUCAGUGAAUAUAAUCUACUUUAUCUUGACGGAAAAGUAUGGAUGAUUGAUGUAUCUCAGGCUGUGGAACACGAAUCUCCGCAAGCGCUUGAAUAUUUAAGAACCGAUUGUCAUAAUAUAAAUACCUUCUUUCGAAAGCAAGGUGUCUCAACUUUAACAUUGCGGGAACUAUUCGAAUGGGUUGUGAAUCCCACGCUGCCUUCACCUGAUGAUCCUUCGUCUGUAGAAUGUUUAGCAUCUUUACUUCGAGAAGCGUCGAUUCGUGGGAUGAAUGAAACUAUGGAGAAAGAGGAUGAAGCUUUCAGAUUUGUACAUAUUCCAAGGAAUUUAUCAGUAUCAUAUCCAUUUAUAAGGGAUUUCCUUAAGUUACAACGUGGACAACUACUACCAUCUGACAUUUAUUAUGCAGCUAUUACUGGGUUGAAAUCAGACUUAACAGGUGCCGCACAGCCAUCACCAUCAACUGAACAAGUAACAGAAAACAAAGAACCUGAAUCAGAUGCUGAAUCUGUAUCAUCAGAAAAAGCUUCAGUUUAUUCAGAUGCCGCUUCAGAGGCUAAGAAAGAUGAGAAGACUAAAGUAAAAGGUGCUCCACGACCCCGAAAUGAAUCUCCAGAAAGUCGCAGGAAUCGGAAGAAAGCAAUUAAACAAGAACAAGCUGAAAACAGAAAGCACAAAAUCCCUAAACACGUCAAAAGACGUAAAAUAAAAAAGUAA
Molecule: messenger RNA, 1534 nt
Organism: Trichobilharzia szidati
Lineage: Eukaryota; Metazoa; Platyhelminthes; Trematoda; Strigeidida; Schistosomatidae
Source: the annotation of a GenBank genome assembly